Messenger RNA from Homalodisca vitripennis (glassy-winged sharpshooter), 1171 nucleotides. RefSeq names its product parkin coregulated gene protein homolog. The record is from RefSeq and is a predicted model, not a curated record. The transcript has 5 exons. Lineage: Eukaryota; Metazoa; Arthropoda; Insecta; Hemiptera; Cicadellidae. The coding region runs from base 121 to 858 and encodes 245 amino acids. Gene Ontology annotation, molecular function: Hsp70 protein binding; Hsp90 protein binding.
UUUCAUAGCUUCACAGGCUCGCCACAAGCCACCACCGUCCCAGUUUAUUAUCUCACCACGUCCGAUUAUUUAUUCGUUUUAGCAGUGGAUUUCAUUUAAAUUGUUCAUUUUUUACCAAUUAUGGGUGCGGAAGAGGAAUAUACUAGUGGAAAGAAUUUCAGAGAGAACUUGAGGAAGCCGGCUCCAAAAACUCGCAUCGUGCCAGCAUUCUCCAUUCAGGCCUACCAGAGAGGUGUCGUGGUCGAGAAACCUCCCAAGCCUAAAGAGAAAGUGAGACAUCCUGUCAGCAACACAGCCUUCAAGAGGUUCUACAUCCGCGGAGACUUUCCUAUAUCUAUGGAGUUCUCCAGUUUUGGAUACAAAAUUUCUUGGAAAGAUCCCAUAGAGAAUCUCAACUUCCAUCAUUAUCUUCCAGUAUUUUUUGAUGGUUUGUGCGAGACCGAGCAUCCCUACAAGUUCUUCGCCAGGCAAGGCAUCCACGACAUGUUGGUCCAUGGACGGAAUAAGAUCCUCCCAGUAAUUCCACAACUUAUCAUUCCCAUUAAGAACGCUCUGAGUACGAAGAACCCUGAGGUGAUCUGUACCACCCUGAAGGUGCUGCAACACCUGGUCAUGUCAGCUGACCUAGUGGGGGAGGCGUUGGUCCCCUAUUACCGCCAGAUAUUGCCUGCACUCAACGUUUACAAAGACAUGAACGUGAAUUGUGGAGAUGGAAUAGACUACAGUCAGCAGAAGAGGGAGAAUAUCGGUGACAUGGUACAGGAGACACUGGAGGUGCUUGAGCGUUACGGAGGCGAGGAUGCCUUCAUCAACAUCAAAUACAUGAUUCCCACAUAUGAGUCUUGCAUGCUAAACUAAAGUUCCAGUACUUUCCUUUUUCCCUACAGCAGGAAGCCAAAUAUUAGCGUGUUUAGGAUAUUGUAAAUUUAAUAUUUAACUCUAUAUCAAUACGUAAUGACAUUUAUAUUCGAUUAGAAUUAGAUAAAUUUGAAAUCGUCCGUCUCCAAUGUUCUCCACCCCACCUAAAAUAUUCAUAUUCAAAUUAUGUCUCGUUUACUUCAUUUUAUUGAUUACAUUUUUCUAAAAGGUCUUGUGUAUAACAACUUGUAGGUUAACACUCGGUUGUGUUAAGUUUGUUAUCAAAAAUAUAUUCAUGUUACUUUAUUCUUAA